AUGGCUGCUUGGCUUGAUCUCGUCAGCGAGAAUGAAGUAUGGAAUUUAGUGGAUACCAACCGGUUGAAAGAACUUGUGCAGGAAUUGCCCUAUCCAAAAUGUCAAUAUCCGUCCCUGCUCUACUUUACAGGAAAUUCAAACCGCAUGAAAGCUUUGCGAGCUCUGUUCCCCUACAACAACAUCACACGCAAAGGCCCCUCUGGCUUGAUUCGUCUUCAUCUCAGCACCAAUACCGCUCAUACACAGAGCCCUGUAUUGUUUGCUGAAAGCAGUUUAAACCUGGAACACAACAUGGGCGACUCGAAAUGGCUCAAGCAUUCAACUACAAAGCAUCGAAGCUUCUCUAUAACGGGCACAGAAGGGCUGUUGCCCCCUGCAAGGCUACAACAAGAAGUGAAGAGGGAACUUGUUUUACCAUGGACCCAGGUCCUGUGUUUGUUCCUCGAUUCCGCCGCUGACAUUCAGGCCGCAAGAAACUUACUCCAACAACCACGUCGACAGCUGACUAUUGGCGACGAGGGUAUUUCGGCUCCCACGCAGAUAGUCAUUGUCUUGACCAACGGCAAGCAUACAACAAAAGCCUUCACACAAGAAUACGCACAGCUUCAAGAGAUGAUCAAGACCGGGACAGUCACGAUUCUCGAUCUCAGUCCACGUAGCGGGCUUUCAGACAGCGUCGCUUUUGCGCCACUGGAAAGCUUGAUCCUCAAGCAACUCGGUAUAGUCCAGGCCGAGCAACUAUCAGCUUGUCGGCGGUUCUCAGCAGUUCACCUCAGUGCUUUCUGGAAUACUCAUGUACAAAUUCACCAAAGGCUGCUCGAUGCACCGCCAUUUGAUCUAUUGGAAAGGGCCCGAAGGGGCUAUACGAAAAAUGACACGAUGGGCGAUUGUCUUCGAGAGGUCAGCCAGCAUAGAAAAUCCGUUAGCUGCUCAAGGGAGGACUUUGAUGAUCUUGUAGCUACGGCUUUCUUGAUGGAUGCCUACCCCCUGGAAUGCAUGCUGAAUUUCUCAGGUUUCUCGCCCACCUUGGUGUUCGCCGCGCUUUAUGAGAAAUUAUGUCUCGGCAUCUGGGACGAAAGGUUCCAGAGCCAUAUUGCUGGCGUUUCAUUCCGCUUCGUGCAACAUUUCUGGCAGUUGAGUGCUGUGAGGACUUCAGCAGCCAUUCGAAAGGAGACGUUGCAUCGCUUGUAUCGCCGGUGGGGUGGUCUUCGUUCCACCACUACUUGCUUGGUCUGUCUGUGUCGACCCCCGGAGCAUAUGCUCCCCUGCAAACAUGCAAUAUGUGACACCUGCAUCGUGAUCUUCGGAAAUCCAAGUUCGCUUGGGGAGUAUCAUUUCGAGGUCGCUCAAUGCCCUAUCUGCGACGAGAGGUCCAACGUCACUGUCCGCCAACUACCUCCAACUAAGCAUCCGGUGAUUCUCAGUUUAGAUGGCGGUGGAGUGCGCGGUCUGAUUCAACUAGGCCUUCUACAAGCUUUAGAAAGGCGCAUUGGUGUUCCGAUCGCAUCUCUACCAGAUCUGUGCACUGGAACUAGUGUAGGUACGUACGACCACUGGCCGAGUGAUUAUGGUUGA
This is a messenger RNA of Penicillium brevicompactum, 1575 nucleotides long. Its product is annotated as RING finger protein. The transcript is spliced from 2 exons. Bases 1 to 1575 code for a protein of 524 amino acids. Lineage: Eukaryota; Fungi; Ascomycota; Eurotiomycetes; Eurotiales; Aspergillaceae. The record is from RefSeq and is a predicted model, not a curated record.